Eucalyptus grandis is the source of this 2255-nucleotide messenger RNA. Its product is annotated as ubiquitin domain-containing protein DSK2b. The coding region runs from base 382 to 2004 and encodes 540 amino acids. Gene Ontology annotation, biological process: ubiquitin-dependent protein catabolic process. Lineage: Eukaryota; Viridiplantae; Streptophyta; Magnoliopsida; Myrtales; Myrtaceae. Gene Ontology annotation, cellular component: cytosol. Gene Ontology annotation, molecular function: polyubiquitin modification-dependent protein binding. The record is from RefSeq and is a predicted model, not a curated record. The transcript is spliced from 8 exons.
CUUCCUUCCCCUUCGUCUCUCUCUCUCCCUGCAAAAAAAAGCUCUCGUUCACAUUGGACGCACCCGACCCAAAAUUCCACACUUCUCUCCUCCUUUUUGUCCCCUUCUCUCUCUCUCUCUCUCUCUCUCUCUCUCUCAAGCAAUUCGAUUCCGCCUGCGCGCAGAAUCGUCAUUCGAAAGCCCCUCGAUCUUCUCUUUCUACGAUUUCGUAUUUGAUUGGGGGCUGUCCUAUCUUCCUCUUCCUUCUUCUUCUUCUUCUUCUUCUUCUUCUUCUCCUGGGGGGCUCUAGGGUUAGGGUUUUUGUCAUCUCGAUCGAUCGAUCGAUCGAUCGGUGGUGGUGCUGGUGGUGGUGCUGCGGCGGGCGGAGCGAGCGAGGGGAAAAUGGGAUCGGAGGGCGAUUCGAGCGACGCCAGGGUCGGCGGCGGCGAGGAAGGGGUGGUCGUCAACAUACGGUGCUCCAACGGCUCCAAGUUCACGGUCAAGACCGCCCUCGACGCCACCGUCGGGGCCUUCAAGGGGGUCCUCGCCCAGAGCUGCGACGUGCCGGCCGAUCAGCAGCGGUUGAUCUACAAAGGUCGCAUUUUGAAGGACGAUCAGACCCUCGAGAGUUAUGGUUUGCAAGCUGAUCACACAGUUCAUAUGGUCCGCGGUUUGCCACCAGCAACACCUCCUCCCCCUGCUACUCCUGGUGGUGGAAUUUCCGAUGCUGCACCAGGUGUCACUCGAGGUGUUGGUUCCAAUGAAGGUGGGGGAGCAGGUCUUGGGGCAUCUUUGUUCCCUGGGCUUGGUCUAAAUCCCUUGGGUGGCGGUGGGGCCUCUGGAUUAUUUGGAGCUGGGCUUCCAGAGUUGGAACAAGUACAGCAACAGCUUACUCAGAAUCCCAACAUCAUGAGGGAAAUAAUGAAUAUGCCUGCCAUUCAAAACCUGAUGAACAAUCCUGAGCUGAUGCGCAGUUUGAUGAUGAGCAAUCCUCAAAUGCGUGAGAUAAUUGAUAGAAACCCUGAGCUGGCACAUAUACUUAAUGAUCCUAGUAUUCUGCGGCAGACAUUAGAGGCUGCAAGGAAUCCAGAGCUCAUGCGUGAGAUGAUGCGAAAUACGGACAGAGCUAUGAGUAACAUUGAAGCUUCUCCUGAGGGGUUUAACAUGUUGCGGCGCAUGUAUGAAAAUGUACAAGAACCUUUUCUCAAUGCCACAACAAUGGGAGGAAAUAAUGGAAAUGAUUUGGGUGCAAACCCAUUUGCGGCUCUUUUAGGAGGCAGAGGUGGUGCACAGGGUAGGGAUGGGACUAACAAUCCUUCAAGCACCGGCUCCGAAACGGGGCAGGGGCCUACUGCCCCAAAUACAAAUCCACUACCUAAUCCUUGGAGUAAUGCUAGCGGGCCCACACAGACAAAUACUACAGCGAGGUCAACCCCUGUUGGGGAAACAAGAGCACCUGGGGUUGCAGGUUUGGGAGGGCUUGGUAUCACAGGGAUGGAUCAAAUGUUCACCGGCAUGAUGCAAAAUCCAGCUAUAUCCCAGAUGAUGCAGAACCUAAUUUCGGAUCCUCAGUACAUAAAUCAGAUUAUCAAUGUCAACCCUCAGCUGCGAACUAUGGUCGAUGCAAAUCCCCAAGUGAGAGAAAUGAUGCAAAAUCCUGAACUUAUGCGUCAGUUAACUUCCCCCGAGACAUUGCAGCAAAUGCUAGCAUUGCAGCAGUCACUUUUUGCUCAACUAAAUCGGUCACAAACAACCCAGGAACCGGGUCAGACAGGGGGGACCGCAGGAACAAUGAAUAACACAGGGCUGGAGUUAUUGAUGAAUAUGUUUGGUGGUCUUGGAGCUGGCGGGUUUACAGUACCAAACACACCAGAUGUGCCUCCGGAGGAACUUUAUGCAACUCAGUUGUCACAACUUCAAGAAAUGGGUUUCUACAACACGCAGGAGAACAUCAGUGCGCUGCGUGCUACUUCUGGGAAUGUUCAUGCUGCUGUUGAGCGUCUUUUGGGGAAUCCUGGUCAGUGAGGCAUUUGAGGCUCCUUUUUUUUCCUUAAAUCGGGGAGAAUUCAUGGUUGUGUAGGAUUAUUCGGUUUGGAUUAUACUGUACAAUGGGACCAUGCAGAAGAAGGAAUACACCCCAUUUUGGACCAGCGAAUAAGAAUUGUGGAAAAAAUAGGUUCUUAAUGUCGACUAGCCUGUCGCUCGUCCCUGCCGUGUCUCUCUUCCUCUUAUUGGGUUAUUUGUACAUACGGCAAUUACAGCACUCGUCUUGUUUA